Talaromyces proteolyticus is the source of this 1497-nucleotide messenger RNA. RefSeq lists its product as uncharacterized. The coding region runs from base 384 to 1493 and encodes 369 amino acids. Lineage: Eukaryota; Fungi; Ascomycota; Eurotiomycetes; Eurotiales; Trichocomaceae. The transcript is spliced from 3 exons. The record is from RefSeq and is a predicted model, not a curated record.
UCUCUAGUAGAUUAAAUCCGUUCUUCAUCAAAUCACUCAUGAAACGAUCAUGGAGAAGUCCUUUUGUUUCAUAGAUGGCCUUCAACCUAAUAAGCAUUCUAAGAAGCUCAUGCGCCGCCAUGUGAUGAUGGGGAAAAAUGCCGGCAAGAAGAUUCAUCGACCGUCAAGGCCGGGGUUACGGAGAAAUGCUGUCGAUGUCUCGGGCUCUUCACAUGGUUCCGGGAACCUCAACCAAGAAAGCGUUUAAUCAGAUGAGAGAACAGGGCCUUUGAAGAAUUUAGGGGAUACAAUGCUAACACUCUCCCUUCCUACAAUGGGAAUCACACCAUAUUCGUUGAAAAUCAUUAACAAGUGUAAGAAUAAAUUCAUGAAACGGUUUUUUAAUGAAUCUGAUGCACUCUUGUUCAGUCUUUUGUUUAACGACCGAGCGGCUAUAUCCUGUCACUCUUGGUUUUUCGUUAGACGACGUCAAGCUGAUGUGGCUUCGGGUAUUAUUGACUGACGAAGCCAGUUACCAUUGCAACGUGGGAUUGAUGCAAGCGUGCAAUGAAAUAUUUUCGGGCGAUGGCAAUAGCUCGCUGAAAGCAUUACAUCAUCUAUCUCAGACGCUCACCCGAGUCCAGAGGAGACUUGGAAGUGAUGACGCAUUGUCUGAUUCUUCUAUAGCGCUAGUGGUGUCACUGAUUAGCCAAGAGCAAAUCAGAAAUCAGCUUUGUGCUGCGGAAAUCCAUGCCAAAGGUUUGGAAAAAAUGAUUCAGCUCCGCGGAGGACUUGGCUCACUUGAAGGAAACAUGCCCCUCGUGUUGAGCAUCUGCAAGGCAGAUAUAAUGCUUUCCUUGCAGCAUGGAAAGUCCACUAUGUACUUUCGAGACCGCAUGGCUGAAGUUCGAAAUCUUCUCAUCUCAAAAGGAUUGCGACUCGACUACCCGUUAACCUCACAACCAGCUCGAUAUAAUCAGCUGUACCCAUCUCUACAAGGCAUAUUUUCCGACGUGAUAAGCUUUUGUCGCCUUCUAAACGCCAAAACACAUAAUCUCGUAAUCGAUUUUCUCACAUUCGAGGAAGUUUUAGUGUCAAUUUGCUACCGCCUAUUGAAUUUCCGCUCAUUAAAUGAAUCUAGGAAAUAUUCUGAUGUGCAAAAUAUAUACCACGUGGGGUUGAUAGUUUUUAUGAUGACGACAUUUUUACAGUUUAAUCGUCACAGGAUUAUGAACCACAGGUUGCUCUCUCUGUGCCUGAGGGAUGUUAUGGACACUGAACUGCACCGAGAUGAGGAUGAUUUGACUCUUUGGUUCAUGAUUAUUGGUGGUAUUUGGAUUUCAGAUGGCGCUGAAGGCGGCUGGAUCAACCAAAGGAUACAGAAAAUGGCUGUACGACGGCGUAUUAACACCUGGGAUGAAGCCAGACGUUCUGUGUGUAUGUUUCCUUGGGUCCAUGCUUUACACGAUCAGCCUGGUUGCAAGCUAUGGAGCCUAGUACAAAAUAGCCACUAGGUGC